Messenger RNA from Zymoseptoria tritici IPO323, 2602 nucleotides. RefSeq lists its product as uncharacterized. Lineage: Eukaryota; Fungi; Ascomycota; Dothideomycetes; Mycosphaerellales; Mycosphaerellaceae. Gene Ontology annotation, cellular component: kinetochore; nuclear envelope; mitotic spindle. The coding region runs from base 1 to 2286 and encodes 761 amino acids. Gene Ontology annotation, biological process: mitotic spindle assembly checkpoint signaling; attachment of mitotic spindle microtubules to kinetochore. The transcript is spliced from 2 exons. The record is from RefSeq and is a predicted model, not a curated record.
AUGUCCUCUCCUCCGCCGCCAUCACCACCCAAGCAGGUGGCUCCAAAGCCAUCCGCACCAAAGAAGCCGGCCAGCUCGGGACUUUUUGUCCCCAAAAACAUCAUCAGACGUGCCCAAGGCACACCUCUUCGCGCCGGUGCCCUUCCCUCUCGCCAGCCCUCCCUCCCUCUCCUCUCCGAGUCGACCAACCCCGUCGACAUCAACGCCGCCAGGCCGACAGAAACCGGCGCUGUUCCGGAAGCAGAGCUUCCACUCUCCCGCUCUCCCGCUCUCCCGCCCGUCGUCCCGUCGAUCCCGCCUCCGCAUCCGGCUCCAGCCACAAUGGCUUCUGACAGCGGCGCAAGUGGCUACCAGCAGCCAGAUACGGUCGAGAGCCUCAAGCACGCGAACGAGGACUACUACGUCAAGCUCACCGCCCGCGAUGCCGAAAUCGACGACCUCAAGAGAGAUCUCGCAUUCAGAAAGGACGUGGAAAAGGCAACCAACAAGAGAGUCGCCAAUCUCGAGGCCGAGGUAGCGCAGUGGCAUCAAGACCGCAUCGAUCUCAACAAGCGCUUGGGAGAGGCUCAGCGCGAUGCGAUUGCGGCGAAGAAAGAAACGGAUGAACACAUCAAGAAGAACAGAGACCUCCAGUCGGUAUUCACAACUACUCAGUCCGAUCUUGACGAUAGGAGUCAAGCUUUGCACAAAGUACAGGACGAUCUGGACAGCGCCACAAACGUCAACAACCAGCUGCAGCUCCAGCUUGCAACGUUCAACCAGCAAACAACAGGACUGGUAGAGAAAGCAAGCUACUACGACAAUGCCACCGACUUCGUCCAGGAGAUCAACAGGAUCGUGGAGCCAACUUUCGCCGAGAUGGGAUGGGAGCUGAACCCAGCAAACAUCAUCGAACAUUUUGACAACAUCAACAAGCAAUACCAGCAGCCACAGAUGCAGCGCAAUUUGUCAGGAACCAGCCUCAACUCCGAUUCAGGCGAAGCUCCUAAGAUUUCGCGUCCGAAGACUGGCAACCGCAAGAUCUCAAUCGCAGACGAGCUUCGCAGCGACGACGAGAUGGACAUUGACGGCGCCGACGACCUUCCUGAGACCGAUGCCGAGCUGGUAGCCAAGCUUCACACCGCGCAUCAACGUAUUGCCGAACUCGAGUCAGAGCGCGCUCAACUUCGUACCCAGAUCUCCCAGGCUGAAGCUACACGUACGGACUCCGACAGCAAAGCCCCAGGACACGCCGCAGAGCUCUCCAGCCUCCGCGAACAGGUCAUCCGGCUCAAUACGGAAAGCCAGAACUACCGCCAGCAGAUCGCCAUCCUCGAAGCCCAGACGAAGCAGGACAGUGUCAAGAUCACCACGCUUGAAGGUCAGACAAAGCAGGACAUGGCGAAGAUCACCAGCUUGGAGAGUGAGAAAGCAGGCUUGGCCGAAAAAGUCGCAUCUCUUCAGUCAUCCACGUCUCGUGCCACCAAGCCUGAUACCCAGAGCAAGAUCAGCUCGGAGAACGUCAUGUUGAAGGACGAAGUCAAGAAGCUCACCGAGAAGAAUGAGGCACUUCAGAACAAGAUGACCUCAACAGAAGGCAUCUCAGCACAACUCAAGGCGCUGCAGAAGAAGGAGACGGAUGAGCUCAAGCAGCGCAGCGACGAGAAGGAGACCCACGUCGUUCAGAUCAAAGCACUUGAGACUCAAAUUGCCGCCCUCACAAAGCAGAACGAGAACUCGCCGGAGCCAGCAAAGCCGAGCACCGCUCAAGAUGCUGCCGAGAUUCAGAAGCUCGAAGCACGCAUUGCUGAGCUCGAAGGACAUGGCAAGGAGCACACGCGCCAACUUGGCAUGAGCGAGACGGCCAAGUCAACGAUGAAGAUGGACUACGAGCGCGAGAUUGAGCUGAUCAACAAGAGCAAAAAGACUUUGGCCGCGGAGAAGGAAACCGCCCAGAAGAACGCCGCAGCCAAGAUCAAGGAACUUCAGACCGCCCUCGCGAAAUCCACUUCCAAGACCAACAGCACGCAACCCGCACCCAUCAUCCGCUAUGUCACCAAGCGUCGUGAGCUGGACUUCUUCCACUGGUGGUACGAAGCUCCAGAGUGGCUGCACCUCCUCUUCUACGCGCUCAUCAUCUCGUUGCUGUUCGCCAACGCUUCUUCCUGGUUCAUCAGCCACGCAUGGAUGAUGGCGAACGAUGCCGUCUUGGAGCACAUUCGCACCAUGCGUUUCUUCGAGACCCCUCCCGUUGUCCACAGUUGGGUCGAGUCUCUCGUGGGUUUGCACUCGGGUUCGCUUGGGUAGCGGCAAAGGUCACGCACAACAACGAAAAACAGAACGAAGGCAGUACAGCUCGUCAGCGACGAAGAUCGCGCGGCAUCGAAUGCUCUUUGGCAGCACAUUGCAACAGUAAGGCGUUUCAUGGGAGAAAGAGAAAGAUCAACGCGGGUCUUCCAUCGGCGCAUAUGCAUGGUAUGGAGCAAGGUGCUUUUUUGUUUUGUCCUUUUAUUGCGAAGAGAACGAUACCCAUACGGCGAGAGAUUUCUUCAUCAUGACCAGGACAGGACGGUCAGACGUGGUGUUCAGGUCGGCUACACGAGUUUUGAGUAGCACAUAUCAU